AUGGCGGUCCCGCUGCGGCUCCUGCCCGCUCUCUGCGCCGCCGCCGCCCUGCUGGCCCUGCCGCCCGCCGCCCCGCGGAGGCCGCCGCGCUGUGGGCCGCCCUGCAGCUGCUGGCGGGAGUCGGCGCUGUGUGUGGGGGCGGCGGGGGCGCCGCGCAGCCUGCCCGCCGGCCUGGGCUCGCUGAGCCUGGUCAACGGGACCUUCUCCGAAGUCAAGGACAGGAUGUUUUCGCACCUGCCCUCYCUGCAGCUGCUCUUGCUGAACUCCAACUCCUUCACUGUUAUACGAGAUGAUGCCUUUGCUGGUCUCUUCCAUCUAGAAUACCUAUUUAUUGAAGGAAACAAAAUUGAAACCAUUUCAAGAAAUGCAUUUCGUGGCCUUCGUGACCUGACUCACCUUUCUUUGGCCAAUAACCAUCUCAAAGCUCUGCCAAGGGAUGUCUUCAACGAUUUAGAUUCUUUAAUUGAACUAGAUUUAAGGGGAAAUAAAUUUGAGUGUGACUGCAAAGCCAAGUGGUUGUUUUUGUGGUUAAAGAUGACAAAUUCCACUGUUUCUGAUGUCCUGUGUAUUGGUCCAGCAGAAUAUCAGGAUAAGAAGUUAAAUGAUGUGACAAGUUUUGAUAAUGAAUGCAUCACUACAGAUUUUGUUGUCCACCAGAUUUUGCCCUACCAGUCCGUUUCAGUGGAUACAUUCAACUCAAAGAAUGAUGUGUUUGUAGCCAUUGCACAGCCCAGCAUGGAGAACUGUAUGGUGCUGGAGUGGGAUCACAUUGAAAUGAAUUUCAGGAGUUAUGACAAUAUCACAGGUCAGUCUAUAGUGGGAUGUAAAGCCAUUCUUGUUGGUGACCAAGUCUUUGUGGUGGUGGCACAGCUCUUUGGUGGAUCACACAUUUACAAGUUUGACGAAAGCUGGACGAAGUUUGUCAAAUUCCAGGAUAUUGAAGAAUCUCGUAUUUCCAAGCCAAAUGAUAUAGAGCUMUUUGAGAUAGACAGUGAAAUGUUUUUUGUCAUAGCAGAUAGCUCCAAAGCAGGUUUGUCAACAGUGUAUAAGUGGAAUAACAAAGGAUUUUAUUCCUAUCAGUCCCUUCAUGAGUGGUUCAGGGACACUGAUGCUGAGUUUCUUGAUAUAGAUGGGAAAUCACAUUUAAUCCUCUCUAGCCGUUCCCAGGUGCCCAUUAUACUUCAGUGGAACAAAGCCUCCAAAAAAUUUGUCCCACAYGGUGAAAUCCCCAACAUGGAAGAUGUCUUGGCUGUGAAGAGUUUCAGGAUGCAAGAUGACCUAUACAUCACACUCACGAGAUUCAUUGGUGACUCCAGAGUUAUGAAGUGGAAUAGCAAACAGUUUGUGGAGAUACAGGCUCUUCCAUCCCGAGGAGCCAUGACACUGCAGCCUUUCUCCUUCAAGAAUAAUUACUACCUAGCCUUGGGAAGUGACUAUACCUUCUCCCAGAUUUACCAGUGGGAUGGUGAAAAGAAGAUAUUCAGAUUAUUUAAAGAAAUCUACGUGCAAGCACCACGGUCUUUCACAGCUGUGUCAACAGAUCGAAGAGAUUUUUUCUUUGCCUCUAGUUUUAAAGGAAACACUCAAAUAUUUGAACAUAUCAUCAUUGACUUGAGUUUAUGAAAAGCUGCUGGAGURAAAUUUAUGUAGAAUGACAUUUAUACACAAACAAAAAGAGACCUUUCCAAAACCAGGGUGUACCUAUGGAGUAUGAUGACAUUUUCUGAACUUUUCAAUCUUGCAUAUUAAUCAGGGACUGCAUUUACAUGGUUACUGCAUGACAUGUCCAUAUUAUCCUUUUUCAAAGACACUUUGCAAUCUGCAGUCAUCCAAAGAGGAGUGCAGUGCAUUAGGAUUAAUGUUGUCAUCUAAGAGAAUGAUUUAAUUUUUUUCCAGAAAACUACCUUGAGUUGAACAUCUCAUAAAGAAAGUGAAGAGUAAGCCACAUAAAGCKUAAAAAUUAUCUUGACUCCUAAUGCUUUACUAAUGAAAGUUUUAAUAUUAAACCCAGUAGUUCAUGGUUGCUGAUGAAUUACAAAAGCAAACAGGAACAUUGCAGAAUACACUGAGUUCUUCCUUCAACAUCUGUCUUUCUGUUCAUCGUUAAUCCAAGGCAUCAUUUCAAUUCAUUGCAGACUGAAGAUAGAGUCAAAAUCUAUAGCCGUUUUUCUUCCAUUAUUGGUUCUUUUCAGCAAAAAAAUUGUGCAUAACAAGUGGCCCAGCCCACAGUAACUGGGUAGCCCAGAAAAGAAGAGUGUAUCACUUCAGGAAUGUGAGAUGUUAACAAGUUAACAUAGAAAAUACCAGAGGUCUGCAUGGUGCCAUGAACAGCAAGGGACUGUUCUGAAAGGCCCUUUGCCACCCUUACCCAUCAAAAUUGUGCAUCAGAGCUCUUGUUGUUCACUUACAAAACAUAUUUAUUUAAGUUUUCAUAUCACUUAGCCUACUAGGUUGUUUUAUCAUGUCUUGCUGCUGCACUGCUGCCUUGGAUAAUAGGGAGGCUUUGCAUAAAGCAGGAGGAGCAAAGGAAAUUGUCCUUUAUUCCUUAAUACGUAGGGUUAUCUCUCCAUCUUGCUGAGUGAGUUUCACGUUGUUUUCCCCGGACAUGUGAAACAUGGCCUAUGAUCACAAACAGAGAUGUUCUCAUAGGCUUUCUGAUAUCCAAGGYGUGAAGUGUGCUGCUGAAGAGGAUUAUGUACAAGGGCUCCUGUGAGGAGUCAUAACCGACCAGUGACCUGGCACGUCACAGUCUUCCCCAAUUUUUGUCUCUCUGCUAUGAAAUGAAGCUAUUACUGGCCUGUCAGAGGCAUGACUCAUUCUGAUUUUAAAUAAUAUGUUAGGGGGUGUUUUCCUACAGAGGUGUUUAACCCAGGUUUUUKUUUUUUUUUAGCUGCACUGGCAACCUGGCCCAUCCCACCCUCUGAAGUAUUGAGCRUUGCCCUCCGAAUCCCAAUGCCAUGUCAGUCCCAGGGGUUUUGUCAAGAGCAGUAGAUGCAAACCAAUGCUCUGCAGUAGCAUUUAGCAAUACCUCUCCUAGGAUUAAGCUAACAAAUCUGACAAAACAAAGAGAUUCAUAUCUGCCAGUGAAUGCAAUUUCUUACCAUGUUACCAGUUUACUUUUUAAAGUGGGUAUKGCUGGCAAGCAAUGUUUAUUUAACCUAUGUUGAGGGAAAACMUUUUGUAUUCCUUUUCUGCCAAGCAUGCAAGUUUAACUAGAGUUACAUAUUCUGAUGAGGAUGGCAUGUUCUCAGUGUUUUCUUUUAGGGCUUAGCUGUGAGUACUGGUCACUCAGGAAGGGGCAUCAGCCUGAGUGAAAAGCUAGUUUAGAGAAAUUGGAUCCUUGAAGGGGGAWGCAAGAGGAUGCUGGAAAAAGGCUUGUAUAUUGAAUACCAGCAGAYUGUACUGUUUCAAGAGCCACGGAGAUUUUGAGACUUGGCUAUCAAGCUGAAUUAAAUUAAAAUGGUCUCUGCAGAGAUAGGCUUAAUAAAGAGGAUAAAGUGAUCCACAGGAGUCUAGCUUGCCUAGCUUCACAUGGGACACAAAGAAGAGAGUGAGGGAAAUGAAUUCUGCAGGCAGGCUGCUGCUUCUGCUGAGUACCUGUGUUGGUUGGCCAGAAAGCCCAGCUCAGCACCCCUCCCAUCUUCAGGAAGAGCCUGGAGUUGGACACUGGGCUGCCUGUUGUGCUGAGUUCAUGCAACAGGAGGUCAAAGCAGCUAAGWGGGAGGGCAAAAAGCACCUGUUGGUUUGGAAAAGGUUAUGGUACUUUUCUCAGAUUCAAACAAAGGCAGGAUCUCAAAAAGAGCCUUGUUCUGCUCUUGCUGCUUCCAAGGAAAAGGAGGAAGAAAACCAGAAAUCACUAAUCAUUGAAAAUACUUUCUGCCUUUCCAAAUGCAACCAUGGGUUUGUCUCCAUGGCCUAUAUUCUGUAAUAGAAAUUGUUUUGAAUAGUAAAUAAAAUAUGCAUAUCCAUAAUUCAUUGCAAAUGUUAGACCAUCAGGACAGUGAAAAAGGAUAACAGAACAUGCCACCAAUAAUUUUUAAUGUAUUCUGAAAUACAUAAAUCKAUGUAAAGAACAUUAGUUUAUAUAAGCAUCAAUUUAAUAUGCACUAGCUACAGCAGGAGCAUUUUAAGUUGUAAAUAUAUUGAGCUUUUUUUAGUAAAGAGGAGCUGAUGCAAUCUAUGCUACUGACAUGUGKAUGUACUCUUUCAAUAUAUGAAUAAAAUGU
Malurus melanocephalus (red-backed fairy wren) is the source of this 4226-nucleotide messenger RNA. It is a transcript of the gene LGI2, whose product is annotated as leucine rich repeat LGI family member 2. Gene Ontology annotation, molecular function: protein binding. The coding region runs from base 1 to 1623 and encodes 540 amino acids. The record is from RefSeq and is a predicted model, not a curated record. Lineage: Eukaryota; Metazoa; Chordata; Aves; Passeriformes; Maluridae. Gene Ontology annotation, biological process: inhibitory synapse assembly. The transcript is spliced from 8 exons.